CGCAGAGAGCGCAGAGAGCCAGAACCUGCAGAGAGACGAUCCACAGCACAGACAGGCUGCAACAGCAGGCACAGACGGGUGCAUACACCGCAUGCUUCACAGCAACAAAUCGCCUCACCAUCCGGCCUUUACGCUCUGGAUCUCCAUAAAAAUAUUAGAUACACAGCCUGUAUACGCACAGAGAGAAAGAGGAGGAAGAGCAGCCGUGGAGUUAUAUAAGAGAGGAAGCUUCAGCCUCGUCGCAGGGCCGGUAUGACUCAUUGAUAAAUAACUCAGGCGCUCUCCAACCAGAUGCAUGAAUGAGGAACAGUGUAGGCAACAUACUCUCGGGAGAUCUCUGAAGGGAAACCGCAUUUUUAUGAAUUCCUUCGUCCCGUAACACACUGGAUCCGAAAGGACGUUUGGAGUGAGACUUGACAAGAGUGACGGUUUUUAUUUUGACUUUUUAUUUUAUUUUUUAAGCCAUUGUUCUCAGAGUUGUGUUGCCGAGGGCCCUCUGAGCAGCAGAUCAGACUGAAAACGAAAUUCCAGACAGAUAUUUGUGCUUACUUCUGAAGCCGAGAAGCUCUCCGCUUUUCUUCGACACCCUUUUUCUCCUUUUUUAACUCCUGCUUAUAAAUGCUUGACAAGCUCAAGCCCGUCGUCCAGCUUGACUCGGUUAUGGCGAUCAGCAAGACGGUGGGCUGGCUCCGAGAGCAACUGGAGACGCGCAGGGAUGGCCUGCUUGUGAUGGACUGUCGGGCCCAGGAGCUCUACGAGUCGUCUCACGUUGAGACUGCCAUCAACGUGGCCAUACCCAGCCUCAUGCUUCGCCGGCUUAAGAAAGGCAAUCUGCCCGUGCGCUCUCUGCUCUCCAACGGAGAGGAUCGAGACAGGUUUGUGCGGCGGUGCAAGACGGACGCCAUCCUGCUGUACGACGAGUACAGCCGAGAGUGGAACGAGAACGUGGACGGGGGCUCCGUGUUGGGUUUACUGCUGAGAAAAAUGAAGGACGAGGGCUAUAAGGCAUAUUAUCUAGAGGGUGGCUUCAGUAAAUUCCAGGCCGAGUGUCCGGCUCUGUGCGAAACCAACCUGGAUGGCUCGUCCCACAGCAGCUCCCCUACUGCCCAGGUGCUGGGCCUCGGUGGGCUGCGCAUCAGCUCUGACUCCUCGGACAUCGAGUCUGAUAUCGACCGGGAUCCGAGCAGCGCCACAGACUCGGACGGCAGCCCGUUAUCCAACCCGCAUCCCUCCUUCCCUGUGGAGAUCUUGCCGCACCUUUACCUGGGCUGUGCCAAGGACUCCACUAACCUUGAUGUGCUGGAGGAGUACGGGAUCAAGUAUAUCCUCAACGUGACUCCCAAUCUCCCCAACCUCUUUGAGAACGCAGGAGAGUUUAAGUACAAGCAGAUCCCAAUCUCGGAUCACUGGAGUCAGAAUCUGUCUCAGUUCUUUCCCGAAGCCAUCAGCUUUAUUGAUGAAGCUCGGGGACAGAAAUGCGGUGUCCUGGUCCAUUGCCUUGCAGGCAUUAGCCGCUCUGUCACAGUGACGGUGGCCUAUUUGAUGCAGAAGCUCAACCUGUCCAUGAACGAUGCUUACGACAUUGUCAAGAUGAAAAAAUCCAACAUCUCGCCCAAUUUCAACUUCAUGGGUCAGCUUUUGGACUUUGAGCGCACACUGGGUCUGAAGAGUCCAUGUGAUAACCGCAUGGCACCACCAAGCCAGCAGCUCUACUUCACCACCCCGACCAACCACAACGUCUUCCAGCUGGACCCCCUGGAGUCCACGUGAGGUCUGCUGUCACCACUCCUCUUCUCACUGGGGGUUUGUGGGCCUCCUAUUGGAAAAGCUGCAAAAUGUUUUCUCUUUUUUCCGUCGUCUGCUGUGCGACAUUAUUGAUACAGCUGGUCUGAGGCGACAGCUGCUGAGUGUGGUUACUGAAGGGCCAUAGCUGUCUGACCGAGGCGCAGCUGCUGUUGACUAAAUGAGGAGAGACAGUAAAAGAGACAGGAAGCGAAUCAUUUAAAGUGUGCAGAUACUUUCUACAAUCAGAUUUUGCUGUAAGACUCUUAUGGUCUUUUUUUUUUUUUUUUUUUUUUAAUUUUUUAAAAAAAUUUUUCAGUGUGUCUAAGGAAGCCUAAAGUGAUUGAUUGGACAGCUGUAUGUUAUGCUUCAAAGUUCAAAGGCUGGUGUGCCAAAGAGACAUGAUUGUUCAAAGUGGACAGAUAAAUGAAAUCCUUUUGUAUAUUUGUUUUGGGGUCUAUUACUAGUUCCCCCAUGACAUCAGGGUGCAUUGCCUCCUUCAUCUUCUGUGAAGACUUGCCUGCAUGGGGCUCAACUACCCUGGCUUUAGAAGGCACACAAUAUAAUGGACUUUAUUUUACAUUUGUGGAGUCUUUUCAAACAUUUAUACAGUGUGUAUAUAUCUUAAUAUAAAAGACAAUACGGUAAAAGCCUUGCUCUAGUAGUAUAUACCCUUUGGCACAAGUGGGUACUGAAGAUUUGCUUUGUUUCAUAUUCUACUUUUAUGUAAGCAUACAAACUGCGUAUUGAUCAAUAUGUUUAAGUUGAUUAUGCCAAAAAUCAAGUAGGCUUUCCAAGAAUUGUGUACAUGUGUAAUAUAUUCAAUAAGCGCUUUGUGGCUGGCCUUUUCUUUUUGCACCUGUCCUCCCACAAAUCAAAGUCACCUUGGCCAUUUGCCUUACUUUUGAGCUUGGAAGAUUUUUUUCCCCUUUUUUUUUUCGCACAUUAACCUUCAGAGAAAUGUACUAUUUUUUUUUUCUUUUACAAGUGACAGUAUCCCAGAGAGAUUUGUUUUGUUUUCUUACAAAACCCCCAACCAAACCUAGAACGAUUUUCACUGAAGUUUAUAAAUUGGGCUCCAUGCUUAAGAACUCAAGCAGUUCAAAUGGCCAAAGGUGGAAUUUACUGGAUGUCUCUGAAGGUUAAUUUAAGAAAUCAUGUUCUGUGGGUUAAAUAUUUCUGAUGUGUGGAAAAAGCAGGGAGCUUUGUUUGCUUCGCUUCUUCAGGGAAAAUUCUGUGAAAUGCAGUUUUCACUUGUCAAGAUGAGAGAAAAUUAAAUCCAGAACUUCGGAGAGUUGCCCCCACACCCUCGUAGAGGAAACCACUAUGUUGCCCUCUACUCACUCCUUCCAAACUCCUCUCUUACGAAUGUAAAGGAAAUAUAAGUUAUUAAUAAAUUGCUAUUUUGUCUACA
Messenger RNA from Oreochromis aureus, 3196 nucleotides. RefSeq names its product dual specificity phosphatase 6 (gene dusp6). Gene Ontology annotation, molecular function: MAP kinase tyrosine/serine/threonine phosphatase activity; protein tyrosine/threonine phosphatase activity. The transcript is spliced from 3 exons. The record is from RefSeq and is a predicted model, not a curated record. Lineage: Eukaryota; Metazoa; Chordata; Actinopteri; Cichliformes; Cichlidae. Gene Ontology annotation, biological process: protein dephosphorylation; positive regulation of apoptotic process; negative regulation of ERK1 and ERK2 cascade. Bases 619 to 1770 code for a protein of 383 amino acids. Gene Ontology annotation, cellular component: cytoplasm; cytosol.